Molecule: messenger RNA, 1659 nt
Organism: Selaginella moellendorffii
Lineage: Eukaryota; Viridiplantae; Streptophyta; Lycopodiopsida; Selaginellales; Selaginellaceae
Product: probable inactive leucine-rich repeat receptor kinase XIAO
Exons: 1
Coding region: 1-1629 (542 amino acids)
Molecular function (GO): protein binding
Source: RefSeq, a predicted model, not a curated record
AUGGGAGGUAAUCUGGGACUGGAGGCACUGGAGCUCUCGCACAACGAACUCAGCGGCUCCAUUCCAGAGAUUUUCGGGGAGAUGACGAACUUGACGCGCCUGGACAUAUCGUAUAACAGGUUUAGUGGAGAUCUACCUGAUAUCUGGAGCAAGAACUUGGAGCUCAGGUACUUGGAUAUCUCCAACAAUUCGCUCCAGGGUGGUUUGCCACCGAGCUUGCGAAGGCUACACAAGCUCUCGGUUUUAAGCGCUGGAAUCAACUUUUUCUCCGGGCCACUGGAGCUGGAAGAUGGCGACUUUGCGAGCAUCGAGACUUUGCACCUCUCGCAAAACUUGUUUAACGGGACAGUGCCAGCGAGGGUGGGAAGCUUGACGAACUUGAGGCUGCUGGUUCUCUUGAGGAAUCAUUUCAGUGGCUCUAUACCUCCGGAGCUUGGAAACUGCUCGAACAUCAGAGAGAUAUGGCUCAACGGCAAUGACUUGACUGGAACCAUCCCAGGCGAGCUCUCGAAGCUCUCGCAUCUCCAGCAGCUAGUUCUCAAUGGCAACGACAUCGGUGGGGAGCUCCCUUCCGGACUCUCCAACUGCACGGAGCUGGUCGUUCUCUGGCUGGAGCAGAACAAGUUUUCUGGAAAUCUCCCGGACAGCUUCGGGAACUUGAGCCGCCUGCUCAUUCUCUCGCUCUCCGGCAAUGAGCUUGUCGGUCCCAUCCCGGCCUCCUACGGCAAGAUGAGCUCGCUGAUCGGCCUCGACGUUGGAUCGAACAACCUCUCUGGAAAAGUCCCGGCCAUGCUGCAAAACGUCUCGACUUUGCAGUUCCUCUUCCUCUCGAACAACAGCUUCAGCGGCUCCAUCCCGGACUGGCUUCCCCGGCUCAGGAACUUACGAGCCAUGGACUUCUCGCUUAACAGGUUCUCGGGCGAGAUAUCGGCAAGCAUCGGCCGACUGUUUGCCAACGUCCAGCUCUACAACAUGAGCACCACCUACCCGCUGGUUCACGCGCAAAGCCUCGUCUAUGCUGGCUUCGCCUUGCCAACAACCAUAGACUUCUCCUCCAACCAGCUGAGUGGAAGCAUUCCGGCGGCCAUCGGCGACCUCUACAAUCUCCAGGUGCUGGACCUGAGCCACAACCAGUUAACCGGCCCCAUUCCCGAGUCCCUGGGAAACGCAAGGAAUCUCUCCAGGUUGGCGCUCGCGAGCAAUCUUCUGAAUGGCUCCAUACCAUCGUCCAUGGCGGACCUCUCGUUCCUCACCAUCCUCGACGUCUCCAACAACAGCCUGGUGGGACGGAUACCUGACAGCCCGCAACUCUCGUCCAUGGACGCGGCUCUCUUCGCUGGGAACCAGCUCUGUGGGUUGCCACUGAUCAACACCUGUUCGAGCACUGCUACGCCGCCGCAUAGGCCUAGAAGAGACGGAGAAGGUGGUAGCGAACAGGACCAAGGAGGCGUGACAACACUUGUCAGCGUCGCCAUCUUCGUGGCAGCCUUCUUCUACGCGUUCUUCUGGACUUUCCUGUGUACUUUGCGGCAACCCACAAAGCUGGUUCCCAGCUCUGUGGAUGCUGGCAAUCGAAUCUCUAGCUCGUCCACCAUGUUGCUGCCGUCCUUUCUAGCUUCCAGUUCGUAAUCCAUCACCAUCGAGCGUGUGACCGCUUGA